Asparagus officinalis (garden asparagus) is the source of this 1935-nucleotide messenger RNA. RefSeq names its product protein HOTHEAD-like. The transcript is spliced from 5 exons. The coding region runs from base 50 to 1726 and encodes 558 amino acids. NCBI's taxonomy places the organism in Eukaryota, Viridiplantae, Streptophyta, Magnoliopsida, Asparagales, Asparagaceae. The record is from RefSeq and is a predicted model, not a curated record. Gene Ontology annotation, molecular function: flavin adenine dinucleotide binding; oxidoreductase activity, acting on CH-OH group of donors.
UCAAUUCUCUCCUCACGAAGAAAGUGAUGGAGCUGCUCAUUCCUCUAUAAUGCACUUGCACAAGUAUUUUAUCGAAUCUCCGCUGAAAAUGAGUGCGAGGUCAAGGCUUUGGGGAUUACUUUUGGCAACUCUUACAUGGUUUACGUGCUUCUACGGCUUAUGUUGCUUAGAGAAAGCAUCCUUGCCACCCUACAAAUUUAUGCAAAAUGCAACAGAAGCACCGCCAGCAUCAUACUAUGACUACAUCAUCGUCGGAGGCGGCACCGUCGGCUGUCCGUUGGCCGCUACUCUCUCUCAAACCUCCAAAGUCCUACUCUUAGAAAGAGGAGGCUCUCCUUAUGACAACAACAACAUAACACAUCUCUCGGGCUUCACAGACUCCCUAUGUGACACCUCCCCAACCUCCGCAGCCCAGCAAUUCGUUUCCCAAGACGGCAUCAAUAACAUCCGUCCUCAUGUGCUCGGUGGAGGCACGUGCCUCAAUGCCGGAUUCUACAGUCGAGCCAGUAGCGAUUACGUUAGAAAAGCCGGGUGGGACAUGAGAUUGGUGAAGGAGUCAUACGAAUGGAUUGAGGAGUUGCUGGUUCAGGAGCCAGAGUUGAAGCAGUGGCAGUCGGCUGUGAGGGAUGGGCUAGUGGAGGCGGGGGUGGUGCCAGAUAAUGGGUUUACAUAUGAGCAUCUGAUAGGGACGAAGAUUGGAGGGACGAUUUUUGACCGAGAUGGGCACAGGCGUACCGCUGCAGAUUUACUAGCACAGGCGGAGCCAAAACAGACUACGGUUUUCUUAUGGGCUACGGUUUAUAAGAUCUUGUUCAAACGAGGCCGACAAAGACCAAUAGCCUAUGGUGUUCUAUUCAAGGACUCAACAGGAGAAACUCACGAAGCAUAUCUAAAGAACAACCCAAACAACGAGAUCAUUAUAUCAGCUGGAGCACUCGGCAGCCCUCAACUACUAAUGCUUAGCGGUAUCGGCCCCUCCGAUCAUCUUCAAUCUCUAGGCAUUGAGAUGGUCAUGGAUCAACCCUUAGUAGGCAAAAACAUGGCUGAUAAUCCGAUGAACGCUAUUUACGUUCCCUCUCCUUCGCCUGUUGAGCUCUCUCUUGUUCAGCCUGUUGGAAUCACUAUCUUUGGUAGUUACAUCGAGUCCAUCAGUGGCUACAAAUACCUCAUUUGUCCACCAAGCUCUUUGUCAAGAUCAGGUUUCAUAGUUGAAAAGGUCGCAUACCCUAUUUCAACAGGAUAUCUUAAGCUUGUAAAUACAGAUCCAGAUCACAAUCCAGAGGUUACCUUUAACUACUUUCAAGAACCACAGGACCUUCAGACUUGUGUUGAAGGUCUAAAGACUAUUGGUCGUGUGAUACAAUCUGAAUCGUUCUCCAAGUUUCGGUAUCCAGAUGCGACAUUUGAUUCAUUGCUCAAUGAGACUUUGCAGUAUUUGGGUAUCAAGAAAUCAAAUACACUUGCAAACAAUAAAAUAUCAAUUGAACAAUUUUGUAAGGAUACUGUGAUGACGAUAUGGCAUUAUCAUGGAGGUUGCCAGGUUGGGCAGGUUGUGGAUCGCGAUUACAAGGUUCUUGGUGUUGAUGCGCUUAGGGUUCUUGAUGGCUCCACGUUCAAUUCAUCUCCUGGAACAAAUCCACAAGCUACUCUUCUAAUGCUUGGAAGGUACAUGGCAGUUAAAAUUCAACAGGAGAGGCUUAAUAUGAAAGAGCAUGUUAGCAUGUAAUCUUCUUGGGGAAGAGAAUUAUUGUUGGACUUCAGUAGCAACAUAUUGAAAGCACUAGAAUUUCAUCAAAAAAAUUAUGUUGUAAGCAUUUAAAAUGUAGGUGAUAAAUAAUCUUGUUGAAGAAUUGAAGUGCUUCAAGAAUUUAAAUAAUAAUGAAAAUAAGGGAGUUGUAACUCCAGUUCAAUCAAUAUAUGUCAUACUUUGAUUAA